Messenger RNA from Homo sapiens (human), 3024 nucleotides. It is a transcript of the gene GLB1L, whose product is annotated as galactosidase beta 1 like. NCBI's taxonomy places the organism in Eukaryota, Metazoa, Chordata, Mammalia, Primates, Hominidae. Gene Ontology annotation, biological process: carbohydrate metabolic process. The coding region runs from base 586 to 2550 and encodes 654 amino acids. The record is from RefSeq and is a predicted model, not a curated record. Gene Ontology annotation, molecular function: beta-galactosidase activity; hydrolase activity, hydrolyzing O-glycosyl compounds. The transcript is spliced from 17 exons.
GGUAUCUCAGCAACCGCUGGGCAUCCGGAGGAUGUGGGGACGCGGAGCUGAGAGGCUCCGGGCUAGCUAGGUGUAGGGGUGGACGGGUCCCAGGACCCUGGUGAGGGUUCUCUACUUGGCCUUCGGUGGGGGUCAAGACGCAGGCACCUACGCCAAAGGGGAGCAAAGCCGGGCUCGGCCCGAGGCCCCCAGGACCUCCAUCUCCCAAUGUUGGAGUAGAGACAGGGUUUUGCCCUGUUGGCCAAGCUGGUCUUGAACUCCUGACCUCAAGUGAUCCACCCGCCUCGGCCUCCCAAAGUGUUGGGAUUACAGGCGUGAGCCAUCGUGCCCAGCCAGAUUCUCCAUUUCUAACAAGUUCCCAGGUGAUGUCGAUGAAGCUGGUUCGUGAACUGCACUUUAACAUGAUGUAGAAAUUUUACAAACUAGUAGAGUAAGGGGGUGGCUGCAGGCUGGAGAGGAAGUCCAGGCUAAACGCCUGGCAACUUGAGGUGGUUUCCGCCCCCUUGCUCGCUGAGGUUCCCUCCCAGGAAUCCGACACGUGACGGUCUGUCCGCCGUCUCAGACUAGAGGAGCGCUGUAAACGCCAUGGCUCCCAAGAAGCUGUCCUGCCUUCGUUCCCUGCUGCUGCCGCUCAGCCUGACGCUACUGCUGCCCCAGGCAGACACUCGGUCGUUCGUAGUGGAUAGGGGUCAUGACCGGUUUCUCCUAGACGGGGCCCCGUUCCGCUAUGUGUCUGGCAGCCUGCACUACUUUCGGGUACCGCGGGUGCUUUGGGCCGACCGGCUUUUGAAGAUGCGAUGGAGCGGCCUCAACGCCAUACAGUUUUAUGUGCCCUGGAACUACCACGAGCCACAGCCUGGGGUCUAUAACUUUAAUGGCAGCCGGGACCUCAUUGCCUUUCUGAAUGAGGCAGCUCUAGCGAACCUGUUGGUCAUACUGAGACCAGGACCUUACAUCUGUGCAGAGUGGGAGAUGGGGGGUCUCCCAUCCUGGUUGCUUCGAAAACCUGAAAUUCAUCUAAGAACCUCAGAUCCAGACUUCCUUGCCGCAGUGGACUCCUGGUUCAAGGUCUUGCUGCCCAAGAUAUAUCCAUGGCUUUAUCACAAUGGGGGCAACAUCAUUAGCAUUCAGGUGGAGAAUGAAUAUGGUAGCUACAGAGCCUGUGACUUCAGCUACAUGAGGCACUUGGCUGGGCUCUUCCGUGCACUGCUAGGAGAAAAGAUCUUGCUCUUCACCACAGAUGGGCCUGAAGGACUCAAGUGUGGCUCCCUCCGGGGACUCUAUACCACUGUAGAUUUUGGCCCAGCUGACAACAUGACCAAAAUCUUUACCCUGCUUCGGAAGUAUGAACCCCAUGGGCCAUUGGUAAACUCUGAGUACUACACAGGCUGGCUGGAUUACUGGGGCCAGAAUCACUCCACACGGUCUGUGUCAGCUGUAACCAAAGGACUAGAGAACAUGCUCAAGUUGGGAGCCAGUGUGAACAUGUACAUGUUCCAUGGAGGUACCAACUUUGGAUAUUGGAAUGGUGCCGAUAAGAAGGGACGCUUCCUUCCGAUUACUACCAGCUAUGACUAUGAUGCACCUAUAUCUGAAGCAGGGGACCCCACACCUAAGCUUUUUGCUCUUCGAGAUGUCAUCAGCAAGUUCCAGGAAGUUCCUUUGGGACCUUUACCUCCCCCGAGCCCCAAGAUGAUGCUUGGACCUGUGACUCUGCACCUGGUUGGGCAUUUACUGGCUUUCCUAGACUUGCUUUGCCCCCGUGGGCCCAUUCAUUCAAUCUUGCCAAUGACCUUUGAGGCUGUCAAGCAGGACCAUGGCUUCAUGUUGUACCGAACCUAUAUGACCCAUACCAUUUUUGAGCCAACACCAUUCUGGGUGCCAAAUAAUGGAGUCCAUGACCGUGCCUAUGUGAUGGUGGAUGGGGUGUUCCAGGGUGUUGUGGAGCGAAAUAUGAGAGACAAACUAUUUUUGACGGGGAAACUGGGGUCCAAACUGGAUAUCUUGGUGGAGAACAUGGGGAGGCUCAGCUUUGGGUCUAACAGCAGUGACUUCAAGGGCCUGUUGAAGCCACCAAUUCUGGGGCAAACAAUCCUUACCCAGUGGAUGAUGUUCCCUCUGAAAAUUGAUAACCUUGUGAAGUGGUGGUUUCCCCUCCAGUUGCCAAAAUGGCCAUAUCCUCAAGCUCCUUCUGGCCCCACAUUCUACUCCAAAACAUUUCCAAUUUUAGGCUCAGUUGGGGACACAUUUCUAUAUCUACCUGGAUGGACCAAGGGCCAAGUCUGGAUCAAUGGGUUUAACUUGGGCCGGUACUGGACAAAGCAGGGGCCACAACAGACCCUCUACGUGCCAAGAUUCCUGCUGUUUCCUAGGGGAGCCCUCAACAAAAUUACAUUGCUGGAACUAGAAGAUGUACCUCUCCAGCCCCAAGUCCAAUUUUUGGAUAAGCCUAUCCUCAAUAGCACUAGUACUUUGCACAGGACACAUAUCAAUUCCCUUUCAGCUGAUACACUGAGUGCCUCUGAACCAAUGGAGUUAAGUGGGCACUGAAAGGUAGGCCGGGCAUGGUGGCUCAUGCCUGUAAUCCCAGCACUUUGGGAGGCUGAGACGGGUGGAUUACCUGAGGUCAGGACUUCAAGACCAGCCUGGCCAACAUGGUGAAACCCCGUCUCCACUAAAAAUACAAAAAUUAGCCGGGCGUGAUGGUGGGCACCUCUAAUCCCAGCUACUUGGGAGGCUGAGGGCAGGAGAAUUGCUUGAAUCCAGGAGGCAGAGGUUGCAGUGAGUGGAGGUUGUACCACUGCACUCCAGCCUGGCUGACAGUGAGACACUCCAUCUCAAAAAAAAAAAAAAAAAAAAAAGUAACCCUUGGACCUGGGACAUGGAGUGGGCAGGAUCCCUUGGUGCUGGCCACGGUGACCCUAAGGAACUAAAGGCCACAGUGCCUCUGAAUGUAAGUACAAGUACACAUUCCUUGCCAAACUUUAUUGUGAUUAAAAUUCCAGAGACAGUACCAGCUCCACA